This is a messenger RNA of Cinclus cinclus, 1073 nucleotides long. It is a transcript of the gene EXOSC4, whose product is annotated as exosome component 4. Lineage: Eukaryota; Metazoa; Chordata; Aves; Passeriformes; Cinclidae. Gene Ontology annotation, cellular component: nuclear exosome (RNase complex); nucleolus; cytoplasmic exosome (RNase complex). Gene Ontology annotation, biological process: poly(A)-dependent snoRNA 3'-end processing; nuclear mRNA surveillance; U4 snRNA 3'-end processing. Bases 184 to 942 code for a protein of 252 amino acids. The transcript is spliced from 3 exons. The record is from RefSeq and is a predicted model, not a curated record.
GCGGGGCACGCCGGGAGCUAUAGUCCGUUUCCAAACCCACCCACGGCGCGCGCGGGGCACGCCGGGAGUUGUAGUCCGGCCCCUCACGGCGCGCGCGGGGCACGGCGGGAGUUGCAGUCCGCCCCCACACGCGGUACCGAGAGCGGGACCGGCCCCUGGAGCAGAACCGGGAGCGGUGCGGGCAUGGCGGGGCUGGAGCUGGUGUCGGAUGCCGGGUUCCGGGCCGAUGGGCGCCGGCCGGACGAGCUGCGCAAGGUGCGGGCCCGGCUCGGGGUGCUGGCGCGGGCCGACGGCUCGGCCUACCUGGAGCAGGGAAACACCAAGGUGCUGGCGGCCGUGUACGGCCCGCACGAGGUUCGGGGGUCCCGAUCCAAAGCCCCCCCGGACCGAGCCCUGCUCACCUGCCGCUGCAGCUCGGCCCCGUUCGCCGGGGGGGGGGAGAGGCGGCGCCGACCCCCCCAGGGCGGGGGGGACCGCAGGUCGGGGGAGAGAGCCCUGCUGUUGAGGGGGGUGCUGGAGGGGGCUGUGCUGAGCCAGCUGUACCCCCGCUCCCAGAUCGACGUGCACGUCCAGGUGCUGCAGGCGGACGGGGGCGAGCUGGGGGCCAGCGUGAGCGCGGCCGGGCUGGCCCUGCUGGACGCGGGCGUUGCCCUGCGCGGGGCCGUGGUGGCCGGCUCUGCCGGGCUGGCCGAGCCCCCGGCCGGACCCCCGGUGGCCCUGAGCGACCUGAGCUCGGCCGAGGAGGCGGCCGGAGGCCCGAGGUUGGUGGUGGCCACGGUGGGCGGCGGGCGGCUGGCCCUGUGCCAGCUCAGCGCCCGGCUGCACCGGGAGAGGCUGAGGCCGGUGCUGGACGCCGCCCAGGCCGCGUGCCGGGGGCUGCGCGCCGUGCUGGACGGUGUGGUGAGGGCCAGGCUGCGCCAGGACACGGCCAUGGAGCAGUGACCGCUGCAGUGACCGCCCCGGGACACGGCCAUGGAGCAGUGACCGCUGCAGUGACCGCCCCGGGACACGGCCGUGGAGCAGUGACCACCCCAGGACAUGGCCAUGGAGCAGUGACCGCUGCAGUGACCGCC